CAUCAGAUCUACACAUGCGCAGACCGCGUGCAGUUAUACGCGAGUGUAUUUGUGACUUCCUCAAUCAGGGUUAGCUUGCUGCUGUGUUUGGUAGUAGCAUGUAGAUGAGAGCGGAGGACUCAUAGCAAAGGCUGCUGGAGGUGACUUCCCCGAGAAGCAGGCUAAAUAAAGGGAACUUUCGGUGACAGUUUGCCUCGAGAACAUGGACUACUGGGUAGGUGUCUCUGUACUUUCUCUCCGUCUCACGUUACAGGCAGUGUAGCAGACGGGACAAUGACAGUGCGGCUUCAGGACGCCCGAAGAAGCAGACUUGUUUAUCAGUACUGAAGUGAGCUAAUGGCCCGAGUUGUUUUCCUGCGAGGGAUGCUCCGAGUCCACAGACACUGGCAGGCACUCUUGUUAUGAGAGCUUCGUGUUACAGACAUAUGGUUGUUUUUCAGGAAACAUUUAAUCUUCAUCGAUACUUUUUGACCCUGGUAUAAAAAGAUGGUAUACAAGAUGUAACUACAGGUUCAUGGUGCACUUUUAUUGGUUUAAAGUCUAAUAAAAAUAAGAUCCUUCCUCUUUGUGUGCGUGUUUUGCGGCUCAUUCACUAUUGUUUAUUGUGGCUGCCUCUGUCUAAAAGUAGAAAUCCUGUUCAACAUAAACCUGCAGGAAGUUUAAACAAAGCACUACUCUUAGUAGUCCCACGGGAGAGUUGUUUAAGGUUGUGCAAGCAGUGCUUUUUUUUUCUUCUUUCUUUCUAAUUGAAGUAAUCAGAGGCAGACAAAAGACAUGGCAGGAGAUGGCAGCUGGUCUGAAACAGAUCUGCUGUCCGGGCAGAAAUCACUCUUGAGCUCCUUCAGGUCAUCACAGGAGAGAGAAGAAUUAUCUCAAGGGGGGAAAAAACUAAACAAAAAACAUACUUUUGAUGUUGACGUAAAUAACGUUUGAUACUGUGGCAAUCUGGAGGCUUUGUAGAGGUUUAAAUAAAAAAUUUCCAGACACCACAUCUGUAAUUAUUCUCCCCCCUCAGUGAUCUCCUCAUCUCUCUGAGCUUUGGUGAUGUUUUAGCAAGCUGACUGUUUUUUCCUUCAUGUAUCCAGGAGCAACCACCUCACGCCCAGUAUAUUUCCACGAGAACAUGACCUCCCAUUUGAAACAACAAAAGGUCUCAUUAGAAGAAUAGUUAAAUGUUGUAUAGGGUGGGUUUGAGCAAAAGAAUGGGUGUCCACUGUUCAACAAGGAGUAGCACAAAACUGGUACAAGAGGCUUUGUGUGAACCUGGUGUAGGUUUUCCUGAGGGGAAGCUGUGUGUGUGGGAUCUGAGGCUGAAGUAGAGUCAAAAAAGGGAGUGAUCUAAUCUUUAUUUAUUUAUUCAUGUAUUUAUUUAUUUGUUUAGUUGACAGAUGUGUGACAGCAAUCAAAUGUGGGCGGUGUGCUAAAUUACAUGCCUGUCAUGACUCAAGUCAAGCUUCCCAUUCAACAUAUGUUAGUUGCUUAUUUUCUGUUGCUUCAGUCAGCUCUUUGCAGCUGAUCUUGCUAAACCUGUAUGAGAACAGGCUGUCCAAAACGGGCAGGUAUGGCAGCUGCUGUCUGGUCAGGGGGUAGGACUCCCAUGGCUCACUAACAACCCUUUACCUAGGAUUUAAUGGGGGGGGGGGCAACAUCUUAGGUUGUUCUUUCACACAGUCAACGGCCUUUCCGUCGCACUAAGAGGACUCGCCUCAUUGUGUUAUUUUUGCUGUGGCAGAACAGAUUGUGAUUAGUUAAGAUACUGCUGUUGAACCUUAAGCUUUCUUAUUGCAGCUGAGGUGGCAAGUCCUCACGAUCAAACUGCCUGCUGUUAUGUUGUAAAAAGACUUUGUGAGGCAGAUAAUGCAAAGACAAAUUUGCUGCGCUUAUGCAAUCCCAUUGACGGGCAUUUCACUGUGAUUAAGGCUCUCUUAGAUCUCCUCGGGCUAAAUCAUUACAUGCGCAUUUGAACUGACAGGAAAGUAUUCACCUGUGAUCGUGCUUUGAAAGAGACGUAAAUUAUACCUCGUCGUAAAUUUGUAGCUCAGUCUUUCCCGUCUCGUCUAAUCCUGACUGAUUACCUUAAUGGGCUGGAUGUGUUAUGUGACUAGUGGGAGGAGUCUGCUUGUAGAUCUACAGUUCGCUGAACGUGUUCUCUCACUUUCACCUGGUGUACCGAGUGCUGGCUGUCUCUUCACCUGACAGUCAGGAAAAGUGCCGAGUGCGUUUAAAGUGUGUGGGGGUGGGAUCUGUAGGUCUGGCAAUGUCUUCAAAAAGUGCCUUGGAGGUGUAUAAGGAGAUGAUGCUGCUGUAUUUGGAGGAGGGCCGGCAGCAGGUGAACUCGCGCUGCGCCCAUCUGGAGCCGUGGCAGAUCAUCGGAGUGACAGUGAUCACCACAGUGGGAGCACUAUGGGUCAAAGGCUUCCUCUUCCAGCAAGAAAGUCUGACAUCACGAAUCAAGAAGCAGUGCUUUAGACUCAUCAGAAAAAUACCCUUCGUUGGCGGGGCAAUCCAGAGCCAGCUGAACAAGGCUUUGGAUGACAUGUCUGCUAGUCUAUUUACCCUCAAGGAGGGGAUGAGCUACACCACAGAGCUUCCCUCCAAAGGUCUCUCUCAGGCCAAAGUAAUGGAGAAAAUCAAGGAGUACGACACCCUGAAUGAGGUGAAGUGGGAUAAGGGAUUGGUUUCUGGGGCAGUGUACUGGGGCGAUGAGUCACUGACCAACCUCCUAGUGAAGGUAUAUGGGGAUUUUGCAUGGAGCAAUCCACUCCACCCAGACAUUUUUCCUGGCGUACGGAAGAUGGAAGCAGAGGUUGUCAGAAUGGCUUGCACACUCUUCCAUGGUGGGCCUAACUCCUGUGGCACAGUCACUUCAGGAGGAACCGAGAGCAUACUGAUGGCCUGCAAAGCAUACAGAGACAUCGCAUACGAGCGAGGCGUCAAACACCCUGAAAUCCUUGCACCUGUGAGCGUCCACGCAGCUUUUGACAAAGCGGCACAUUAUUUUGGGAUGAAGCUGGUUCACAUUCCUCUCGACAAGAAAACUAUGAAAGUGGAUGUGAAGGCCAUGAGGAGAGCCAUCAGCAAGAACACAGCCAUGCUUGUCUGCUCAGCUCCCCAGUUUCCUCAUGGAAUCAUAGAUCCCAUUGAGGAAGUAGCCAAGCUGGCUGUACGCUACAACAUCCCGAUGCAUGUGGAUGCCUGUCUGGGUGGUUUUCUUAUUGUGUUCAUGGCCAAGGCUGGUUACCCACUCGCCCCAUUUGACUUCAGGGUAAAAGGUGUUACCAGCAUCUCUGCAGACACACACAAGUAUGGCUACGCCCCCAAAGGUUCCUCAGUGAUCCUCUACAGCGAUAAAAAGUACCGUCAGUACCAAUACUUUGUAGCUGCUGACUGGCAAGGGGGGAUCUAUGCCUCACCCUCUAUAGCGGGCUCCAGGCCAGGAGGAAUCAUCGCCGCCUGCUGGGCGACCAUGAUGUAUAUGGGAGAGAACGGCUACGUAGACGCCACCAAGAAGAUCGUCAGCACAGCUCACAAGAUCAAAACAGAAAUCCGCAAGAUUAAAGGGGUGUUUGUGUUUGGGGAUCCGGAGGUGUCGGUGGUGGCCAUCGGCUCGGAUGAUUUUGAUAUUUUCCGUCUGUCUAACGCACUGACGUCAAAGGGCUGGAAUCUGAACACAUUGCAGUACCCGUCCAGCAUCCACAUUUGCUGCACAGUUUUGCACACUCAGCCAGGGGUCGCUGAUCACUUUAUUCGUGAUGUCAAAGAGCAGGUCGCCAUCAUCAUGAAGAACCCCAAAGAGAAAACUACAGGAAUGGGAGCGAUCUACGGCAUGGCCCAGGCCAUCCCAGAUAGAUCCCUGGUCACGGAGAUCUCCCGAGGUUUCUUGGACUGUCUCUACAGCACUGAGGUGACCAAGUCAAACAUCAGCCACAUGAAUGGCAAUGGCAAAGCCCACUGAAAAGGGAUUGGUCCCUCCUGGCCCGACAACACUGCAUGCAGGGAAACGCUCUCGCCUCCUCCCAGAGCUCUGAUUUUUAAAUCGUUCAACGGUUGCCUUAUCUUGCAUACCUGCACACUAUAUAUAUAUAUGUGUGUAUAUAUAUAUACACACACACACACACACACACACACACACACACACACACACACAAAUAUCUGCAGCAAUCUUUGAAGCACAAGCCAUUGUCAUUCUAAUCAGCCUAGAGGGAAAUUCCUUGUAACACUGCACCUAAAUGGUACAGAGAAGACAUGACUGGGUCCAAACGACUUUUAACCUCUGAUUUGAUUUUAAAUUAUGUAGAGGAAAUGUGUUUGUUUUUUCUGUUUUACAUUUCAUUUCGAUUUUAGCUUUCAUUUAAUACACGUCUGUCAUGAUAUCUACUGAUUGCAUAGUAAAACCUUUCAGUUUUUUUUUUUUAAAUACCAGAACAUUUCAAUGCCGUCACCGCUUCACUUCACUGUCCACGACGACUUUGCAAAAACAAACUACUCGAAAGCUCAAAAUGUGCUAGAAUCGCUGUGCUGCCUGUAGCUUAUAAACUGAUGCACUGCUCUGAACUGGCUGUACAUGCCUGUGUAUUAUCAUCAAAAGGGUGGUUUAAUGUAAAAGCAUUGCAAUGCCCUAAAAACUACAUAUCAGGUUAAUAUGUACAUCACUUGAAACCAGAAUUUAUCUGCAAGCCUGAACAUGUAUGUCCUUGUUUUGUUAGCACUCAUUUACCUUCAUUUGUGGUUCAUCUACUGUGGUUGGUAUCAUAGACGGUGGGAAUGGGAGUUUUUAAUGUUAUUAAUAUCCACUAAAACUCUUAAUUUUAAUAAGAGAGAAUAGGGGCAUUAAUAUUUUGAAAGAGGCUAGUGAUAUCCAAAGCUCUCCAGCUACUUAUCAGUUACUUGGAUAAUCAAGUAGCAGAAACUCAAUUAUUCCUCUGUAUUCUGCAAAGUCACCUGUGUGUCACCUCGUUGUAAUAAUUUGUGUCCUAAUUCAAUCUACCUCAGUUUCCACUAAAUGCAAACGUCAUUAUUUCAUCCAGUGAAACCCAUUCAAACUGGGCGUCAGUUUUCCAUUUCUCACAUAACAAAAGCGUUACAGCAUUUGGGGCAUUUGACCGACUGCACUAAAGUGUUCGUAAAUACACUGAAAGGGAACAUCUCCGCUCUGACCGAUCCACAGAUGGAGAUUCUUUAAACUUGGGAGAAAUCAGCUGUUUGCCCUGAGUGACUGUGGACAUGAUGUAUUCUAGUAAAUAUCUACUCAGCAGGAUAUGUUACUCACAGAUUGAUAACUUAACAAUGCAUACUGUAACACCAAAAGGACCUUGCUCUCUGUUUCUCACAAGCUUUCAUCUAACGUUGCUGAAAAUUCCUUGAAUUUAGUUCCAUGUUUGUGCAAUAUGUAACUUCUCCUUGAUGAAGUGUAACAAAUGGGAAUGCUCUACAUGUUUAGCAGAAACAUUGUAGUGAAUGACAACUUAUCAGCCUUGAUUAGUAAAUUUUAAGCAUUUGUGUGACCGCUCCUUUUUGCUUCAUUUGACUCUUUUUGUCAACGUUUGUGUUUCAACUGUUUUUAUUUACUGGGAGCUUUUUGAAGAGAUUUGGCAUGAAUGUAAUUAGUCUCACACGUGCAAGAAUUUCCCAUCUUGUAGCCAGUGCCUGGUUUAAAGACUGAUUAAACAAUCCAGCUAACAGUUAAAGUUCAUACCAUCCUGUGUCCAUGCUUUCAUCCUGAAAUACUGUUGUCAGUAAUAAGGUGCGGAAAGCCAUGCUGAUACAAAAAAUUAAAAAGGACUAAUCCUAUUGCAUUGAAGAAAUACUACAAACUGAUGAUUGAAUGUUCAAGAACUCUGCGUAAGUUGUUUUAGGCAGUAUAGCUGGCACAGAUAACCCUGUAACAGAUUCUCUGAAGGUCUGCACAGUAAAUCUUCACUGGCAGUGACAUUAUGUAGCAAUGAUGUGUUUGACCUUGUGCUGACAUUGCAGCCUUUCCAACAACGGGGAAUGGGACUUAGCUGACUGUGGCAGAUGGCUCUACAGUGAUGUUUUCAAUAAAACUGAUUCAAAUCA
Messenger RNA from Haplochromis burtoni (Burton's mouthbrooder), 6057 nucleotides. It is a transcript of the gene sgpl1, whose product is annotated as sphingosine-1-phosphate lyase 1. The record is from RefSeq and is a predicted model, not a curated record. The transcript is spliced from 14 exons. Gene Ontology annotation, cellular component: endoplasmic reticulum. Bases 2258 to 3955 code for a protein of 565 amino acids. Gene Ontology annotation, molecular function: pyridoxal phosphate binding; sphinganine-1-phosphate aldolase activity. Gene Ontology annotation, biological process: sphingolipid catabolic process; carboxylic acid metabolic process. Lineage: Eukaryota; Metazoa; Chordata; Actinopteri; Cichliformes; Cichlidae.